Canis lupus familiaris (dog) is the source of this 2096-nucleotide messenger RNA. RefSeq names its product katanin catalytic subunit A1 like 1 (gene KATNAL1). The transcript has 12 exons. The coding region runs from base 163 to 1635 and encodes 490 amino acids. Gene Ontology annotation, biological process: microtubule severing. Gene Ontology annotation, cellular component: microtubule; microtubule cytoskeleton. Gene Ontology annotation, molecular function: ATP hydrolysis activity; microtubule binding; microtubule severing ATPase activity. Lineage: Eukaryota; Metazoa; Chordata; Mammalia; Carnivora; Canidae. The record is from RefSeq and is a predicted model, not a curated record.
UCGCCUCGCGGCUGCCAUGGCAACCGUACGCCGCCGCCGCCGCCUCUUCACGCACGUCGGGAACUAACGGACUCGGCGGCCGCAGAGGCCUGUGCCCUUCCCCCAACCGGGCCGCAUCACCAACCGGCGGCCGAGCUGCGGCACCUAGGUCUCUGCAAGAAGAUGAAUUUGGCUGAGAUUUGUGACAAUGCAAAGAAAGGAAGAGAAUAUGCACUUCUUGGGAACUAUGACUCAUCAAUGGUAUAUUACCAGGGGGUGAUACAGCAGAUUCAGAGACAUUGCCAGUCAGUCAGAGACCCAGCUGUCAAAGGCAAAUGGCAACAGGUUCGGCAGGAAUUAUUGGAAGAAUAUGAACAAGUUAAAAACAUUGUCAGCACUUUGGAGAGUUUUAAAAUGGACAAGCCCCCAGAUUUCCCUGUGUCCUGUCAAGAUGAACCAUUUAGAGAUCCUGCUGUUUGGCCACCCCCUGUACCUGCAGAACACAGAGCUCCACCUCAGAUAAGGCGUCCCAAUCGAGAAGUAAGACCUCUGAGGAAAGAAAUGCCAGGAGUAGGAGCCCGGGGACCUGUAGGCCGAGCACAUCCUAUAUCAAAGGGUGAAAAACCCUCUACAAGUAGAGACAAGGAUUAUAGAGCAAGAGGAAGAGAUGAUAAGGGAAGGAAGAAUAUGCAUGAUGGUGCGAGCGAUGGUGAAAUUCCUAAAUUUGAUGGUGCUGGGUAUGAUAAGGAUCUGGUGGAAGCCCUGGAGAGAGACAUUGUAUCCAGGAAUCCCAGCAUUCAUUGGGAUGACAUAGCAGAUCUGGAAGAAGCUAAGAAGUUGCUAAGGGAAGCUGUUGUUCUUCCAAUGUGGAUGCCUGACUUUUUCAAAGGGAUUAGAAGGCCAUGGAAGGGUGUACUGAUGGUUGGACCCCCGGGCACUGGUAAGACUAUGCUAGCUAAAGCUGUUGCCACUGAAUGUGGCACAACAUUCUUCAAUGUUUCAUCUUCUACACUGACAUCUAAAUAUAGAGGUGAAUCUGAGAAGUUAGUCCGUCUGUUGUUUGAAAUGGCUAGAUUUUAUGCGCCCACUACGAUCUUCAUCGAUGAAAUAGAUUCUAUCUGUAGUCGAAGAGGAACCUCAGAUGAACAUGAGGCAAGUCGCAGAGUCAAGUCUGAACUACUCAUUCAGAUGGAUGGAGUUGGAGGAGCUUUAGAGAAUGAUGAUCCUUCCAAAAUGGUUAUGGUAUUGGCCGCUACUAAUUUCCCAUGGGACAUUGAUGAAGCUUUGAGAAGGAGAUUAGAAAAGAGGAUAUAUAUACCUCUCCCAACAGCAAAAGGAAGAACUGAGCUGCUGAAGAUUAAUCUUCGUGAAGUUGAACUGGAUCCUGACAUUCAACUGGAAGAUAUAGCAGAGAAGAUAGAGGGCUAUUCUGGUGCUGAUAUAACUAAUGUUUGCAGGGAUGCCUCUUUAAUGGCAAUGAGACGGCGAAUCAAUGGCUUAGGUCCAGAAGAGAUCCGUGCACUUUCUAAAGAGGAACUUCAGAUGCCUGUUACCAAAGGAGACUUUGAAUUGGCUCUUAAGAAAAUUGCUAAGUCUGUCUCUGCUGCAGACUUGGAGAAGUAUGAAAAAUGGAUGGUCGAAUUUGGAUCUGCUUGAAUUUCUGUCAGCUCUUUCAUUUCUGAUCCAAGAGCUUUCAAGCUUUGAAGAUAAAAGGACAGGCUGUUUCACAGCUCAGAACUUUCCAUGAUGUGUUGUCGAGACAGGAAGUGAAUUUGCAAUCCUUGACGUGUCCUGAGGAGUUCAUUCAAGACAGAGGCAUCCGAUUCAAAAGCAGCAACCUUUAAUUCUCUGAACUGUGAAGCACACUCUGCUGCUCUGUGGGUCUCAAAGGUGGAAGUGAGGACUUGGUGGAGCUGCUUCGGAUACUAACCCCGCCACCUGGGAGAGCCACAUGGAGCCCACAGCUGAGAAGUCAGACUGUGCCCAGCAUCUAUGACAUCCUAAAGGGCAAGGACAGCAUUAGUUGGAAAAUGGGUAAACUGAUAUUUGUCAAUGACAACAUUAAAAAAUUAAGGGCCUCGUGUAGAAAAACAUGAUUAAAAUACAAAUUUAAUAUA